AUGAGCGGCCAUUUUGAAAAUCGGCUUUCGAGCAGAACUUUUAAAACCAUAGGGUAUAUGUGUACAAAAUAUGAACAAAAUCGGGUCAACUGUAUUUGAGUUAUUGCCUGGACGGAUAUAUGUACGUACGUACGGACGGAUGGACGGACGGACGGACAGGCAGACGGACGGAGGUGCUCCCUAUAUCCCUCCGAACUUUCUUCUUUUGACAGUAUACAUUAUACAUUUUCACCAUGUUUGGUCAGUCAUCGGUGAGGGUAUAACAAAUACAUGUAUACCUGAUCUGUUGGUGGCAUCAAAAUAUGCUUUCAUACAGUGGUUGUACGGAAGCACAGAUGUUGCAGCACCUAUUUCAGCACCCAUGUUCCAUAUUGUAUCCAUACCUAAACA
Molecule: messenger RNA, 390 nt
Organism: Owenia fusiformis
Lineage: Eukaryota; Metazoa; Annelida; Polychaeta; Sabellida; Oweniidae
Source: the annotation of a GenBank genome assembly